Molecule: messenger RNA, 408 nt
Organism: Staurois parvus
Lineage: Eukaryota; Metazoa; Chordata; Amphibia; Anura; Ranidae
Source: the annotation of a GenBank genome assembly
UUAGUAAAUUAGUGAAUGUCACUUUUUGUCAUUUUCAAAUUUCCCACCGUUCUGUCCCCGUACGUCCCGACGUUGCAGGGGACGGAACCCAGAAGACAGAUGCCGGCAUCCGCCGGAGGACAUUGCUGGCGACACUGCAGGAGGAACAUCGCGGGAGUGCAGGACAAGGUAAGAGAAGAACAGAUCCUGGAGCAGCGCCGCAUGGUAAGCCCGAGUGUAGCUCGGGGUUACCGCUUGUGGUACUGAAACUUUACCCCGAGCUACACUCAGAAUACCUCCAUGGAGGGAGGUUAAGUUGAAUGGGUUGUUUUACAUGUUUACACAUACAUUUCCGCAUGUACUUUAACAUGAAAAAAUAAAUCUUGGUUCCAGGUCCACUUAAAGUAAAUUGAAUCAGUUUCUGAAUGG